This is a messenger RNA of Ficedula albicollis (Collared flycatcher), 2270 nucleotides long. It is a transcript of the gene TMEM268, whose product is annotated as chromosome 17 open reading frame, human C9orf91. Bases 680 to 1702 code for a protein of 340 amino acids. The transcript is spliced from 10 exons. NCBI's taxonomy places the organism in Eukaryota, Metazoa, Chordata, Aves, Passeriformes, Muscicapidae. The record is from RefSeq and is a predicted model, not a curated record.
UGCUCCAGGAAGUGCACACAGACGCUGCAGGAGCUGAUUUUUCCUUUUCUUUCAGCCAUUCACCGCUGGAUUUGCUUUGCUCCAGCCCUCCGUGGAUCCUGCAGCUCUCGGGGAGCUCUGACACCACGAUCCCCAGGCUGAGGAGUUUUGUUUUCGUGGUCUCUCAGCACUGCCAGGCAAACAACUCCAGCAUGUGCAGCUGCUCUGGAGGAUCCGUCUGACUGUGCCUGAGCCUCCUGCUUUUCCUCUGGAGCUGCUGGAGGGGAAACCUGCUGCACACCAGCACAGCCUCCUGCUCUGGGGAGGGCUACAACCCCUGCUGUGCUCUGUGUGCCUUCCAUGACCUUUGGAUAAACAGUGACCUCUUGUCACAGCCCUGAGAUCUCUGUUUGCACGUUCUGAUGUCUCCAGCCCUGCCUUGGGUGUUCGACUGCAACACUCUCAGGAGCUGACGUGGUGCAAGGGUGGGAUUUGUGGUUCCUGAAUCCCGAUCCCAGAGGAGGGGGGCAGAGCCUCCUGCCUGUGCCCCUCUCCAGCUCUGCACCUUGCUCAGGCUCCAGCUGCAGCUCCGGACCCCCGCCCUGCCCCAGGGCUAAGAUGAGAAAUACUGAAUUAGAGAGAGGAAUGCUGAAUUUCUGACCAGAAAACACAGAAUCCUUCAAGGAGAAACACCUUCAGCAUGGCCCAGAAAAGCCAAACUGGUGGAACUGAGGAAAAUGAGUCGUCCCUCAUGUACAGCAAGGGUGAUUUCAAGGAAGGAGCCCUGCAGUGGGUGACAGACCCCUCCCAAGGCCAGGUGCUGCUGGUGCUCAGCAUGGACAACACCUGCCCCAGCUCCUCCUUCGACAUGGACCUUUGUGCCCAGAAGCUGCAGGCCCUCGGGCUCCAGGUGCCCGUGGCUCCGUGGAGGAGGCUGAUCCAGGAGGGGCUGCUGAGGCCCGAAGUGAGGCGGUUCCUGUUCUACAGCUCCAGGGGGUUCCAGAUUGCCAUGGCUGCGGUUUUCUACAUCUCCCUCUGGACAAACCUGUACUCCACGCUGCAGCUGUGCUCCCUGGGGCACUCCUGGGGGGCUGGCGUGCUGGUGACCCUGGUGGCCCUGGCUCUCACUGUCCUGGUGAUCCUGCUCCUUGAUCAGCACCAGAGGAAGCUGAACGUGAACACAGAUGUGAGGCUGGCAGCUGUCAAUGAAAUCUUUAUCAAGCACAGCAUAAUCCUGGGGAUUACAGAUGUCCUGGAUGGGCCACACAACAUCCUGCAGCUGUGGUUUGUGCACUUCAGCCCCGAGAGCUGCCUGCAGGCCCUGUCAGCCCACAUCACUCACCUGCAGGGGACACAGGCAGGCUUCAGGCAGAGGCUGAACAAGCUCUGUGUGGCCUUGGAUGUGGCAGUUCAGCCCGAGCUGGGGAUGGAGGAGCAGGCUCCAUGUGAAGAAUCCCCUCUUUUAUCCAGCAGGGUGACCCUGAAUAAAGGUCCUGUGACCUGCAAUGAGCUCCUGCCCCUCAUCCCCGAGGGACCACCCGAGGCCGUGGCCCGGCAGCUCCUGGUGAUCUUCAGCGGCUGCUACGUGCGGCUGCUGGCGACGGGCCGGCUCCCUGGGGCCGGGCCGGGCUCUCACCUGGGGCGCGGCGGCGCUCCCUGCCCGUGCCAGCUCAUCCGGAGCAUCCUGGGGCAGGGGCUGGGGGGCGGCCGGACGCCCCAGUAGAGCUGUCCCCACCCGCCGGAGCGGAGAGGAUGCAGCUCCUUGUCAGUGGAAAUGGGGCUCGAAUAAAGCCGCUCACCUUGGAGAGCUCCGUGUGGGUUCAUGGCCCCAGGGGUCAGAACCGGCCCAGGCCAGCCUGGGGCUCCUGUGUGUCCAAACUCUGUGUCACCAGCCAUCCUCACACAGCCACAGCACAGGCCUCACCAUCGCUCGGGGUGGCAGCAGGAGCCUGAGCCCUGCAGCACCAGCCACUUGCACUUGGCUCUUCCCAGGGUGCAGGACAGCUCUGCUCCUUGUCCCACGGCUUCUGGCAGCAGGAAUGCUGAGAUGGGAUCCAUCUCCUCCUGCCUGGGGCCCAGCACCAUCCCCUCAGCAGUGAGCCCCUAACCCAUGACCCCCUUAUCAGUGACCCCCCAUAACACAGGAUCCCCUUAUCAGUGACCCCCCCUAACACAAGAUCCCCUCAUCAGUGACCCCUCCAAAAAAGGAUCCCCUUAUCAGUGACCCCCCACAUGAUCUCCUUAUCAGUGACUCCCAACAAGGGAUCCCCUUAUCAGUGACCCCCCUAACA